CACAACAUCCACUUUACUGUUGUCAUGUUCGGCCAUAGUAACAUUGAAGCGCUCCUCCCUCCGUACUCAUAUCGCUCUAGGGCAAUUGAUUGAAGGCACCUUUGGAGGGAGCUUACCAUCGAGCACCCCGCUUCCCCGCUCACGACAGUCAGGGUUAUCCUCGUAAAUAUCGCUGUUGUGAAGGUUGGACAGAUUACUCAAGGACCGAGGGUUUGCUUCAUUCUAACGACGCGUUUGCGCUGACGUGGUAACGACGUUGCGCCAUCUUCCGGUCGAUGUGGACAGUGGAGGCUCGUGGGGCAUACAUUCACGGAAACCAUGGAUGAUCGCGAACGACACAGAAGUAUGUCGCUAAUACCUUAUGCGCCAGCGGAGUCGCGGGAAAUCGUUUUGCGCCACGGUUCCGCAGUAGUGGUAUUCGACCAACAGUCCAAGCAGCUCUCCCUGCGCGAUGCCUCGCGAUCCACCACUGUGGAAGCUACAUCAUGCCCAUACUGUCGCCGAUCAUACCGCGACCCGUCGCCUCACGAGCCAGAACAUGACGAACAGCAUGAACACACUCCAAACAUACCAGAUCCGGACAAUGGCUUCGUCAACCCUGCGUAUUUUGGCAUGCUGCGCAGCAGCCAACCUGGGUCAGCAGAUAUAUCUCGCCCACCAUCGCCGCAUAAGCAGCUAGCACCGGCUCCUGUUCGAAACACACCGAGAGAAUAUCAUGCGCCUGAGGGAGCCGAGUUCGUCGGAAGCACACCCAUACCUCCCACAAGAAGCCAGGGUAUAUCCGCGAGAGCUUUCAGUCCCAACUACUUCAAGACCUUCUUCGUAGAAGAAAGGGAGCUUGGGAGAGGGGGCAAGGGUGUGGUGCUACUUGUACACCAUGUUCUCGACGGCGUACAACUUGGCAAGUUCGCAUGCAAACGAGUCCCAGUGGGCGACGACCAUGAGUGGCUUGAGAAAGUCCUGAUCGAGGUCCAGCUGCUCCAAAAUCUAUCGCAUCAAAAUCUAGUGUCAUACCGACAUGUGUGGUUGGAAGAUUUCCAAAUAUCGAACUUCGGUCCGAGCGUGCCUUGCGCUUUCAUUCUACAACAGUACUGUAAUGGUGGUGAUCUACACGACUACAUACUAGACUCUGCUAAAACGACGGUCACCACAGAGCAGUUGAAGGAACGCCUCAGAAGGAGAUCGAAAGGACAACUGGAUGAACCAGAAGACAUGAUUGGGCCGCGUCGUAUGCACUUCGAGGAGAUCAUAUCGUUCUUCAAGGACAUUACGUCGGGAUUGAGCCACCUGCAUGCGAAUGGGUAUAUUCAUCGGGAUCUGAAGCCAAGUAACUGCUUGCUACACAAUGACGGACACAAAAUCAAAGUCUUAGUUAGCGAUUUCGGUGAAGUACAGUCAGCAAACACGGCGAGAAAUUCAUCCGGGGCUACGGGGACCAUAUCAUACUGUGCGCCCGAGGUCCUGCGGCAAGAAAUACCAGGAGGUCCUUUCGGUAACUUCACGACCAAGUCGGACAUAUUCUCUCUCGGUAUGAUCGUCUACUUCAUGUGUUUUGCGCGGCUGCCAUAUAGGAAUGCAGAUGGUAUCGACGAGGACAAUGAAGAUCUCGAACAGCUUCGAGAAGAAAUUUCAACAUGGGCUGGCAUAGACGAUGAAUACCGCGUGCGGUCAGACCUACCUGAGAAACUGUACAGAUCACUCAAACGUCUGCUUGGUCUAACUCCAGACGAGCGUCCAGGAGCAGAAGAGAUAUUACAUGUCCUGAAAUCGCCGUUAGUCUUCGACGAAUUCAAUGCGUACGCUGGACCGUCGGGCCUCGAUGAACUCAGCCCCCGCAUCUCGCGCGCAGACACACCCACUCCUUCACCAGCACAAACUGGCAGAAAGAGAAGCUCCGUGCAAUACACCCGACCAGGACGUUCAAAACUCGGUGCUACGGUAAUGGACCGCUCGCCCAGCCCUCCACAGCCACAACCCAUGCAGAGGACAUUAUCCUCAGAGGAUGCUGUUGUUCUCCGCGCUCGGAAAAUCGACUUUCUUCCAUCAGCAACUGUGGUCAGAACGCCUUCGCCGCAAAGGUUGAUGCUCCCCCCUCCUCCGCCACAACCGCUAGACAUGCCUUCGAGAAUUUAUCGUAUGAUAGAACAUCCGACUUUUGUUGGUGUUGCAAAGGUCGUGCUGUUUUUCGCAAAAGUAGUGACAUUGUUCAGUCCUUGUCAACCCUUUGCAGCCAAUUCGUGGGUAGCGUAUCCACUGCUUUGUUUUGCGUCUCUUGAUUUUAUAGAUGUUAAUAUGGAGGUCGAAUUGAGACGAAGGCAUGUUCGGCUCGGAGGAUUGAGUGUGUCAACCUUACUCUUGCUGUUGCAUGGGGUUGUGGUGGGAAUGCUGUGGAGGCGGGACACGCUGUGCGCAAGGAGAGGAAUUGUGUGGGAUGGGCUUUGAAUGGUAACACAAUUUGCGUGUUUACCUGAGAUGAGAGCACGACGAUGUAAACUCACGAUAGUGAUGCUGGUCAGCUUGUUGACUAGUUUAUGUGUGCUUAUAGUGAACGAUGCAAUCUGAAUUACGCGGCACUACAAAUGCCUAGUCUUGCUGCUGUAAAAGCAACGAGG
Molecule: messenger RNA, 2612 nt
Organism: Dothidotthia symphoricarpi CBS 119687
Lineage: Eukaryota; Fungi; Ascomycota; Dothideomycetes; Pleosporales; Dothidotthiaceae
Product: kinase-like protein
Exons: 2
Coding region: 319-2442 (707 amino acids)
Biological process (GO): protein phosphorylation
Molecular function (GO): ATP binding; protein kinase activity
Source: RefSeq, a predicted model, not a curated record